Pisolithus orientalis is the source of this 547-nucleotide messenger RNA. RefSeq lists its product as uncharacterized. The transcript has 7 exons. The record is from RefSeq and is a predicted model, not a curated record. Bases 153 to 467 code for a protein of 104 amino acids. Lineage: Eukaryota; Fungi; Basidiomycota; Agaricomycetes; Boletales; Pisolithaceae.
GUGGUGGAUGCAUGCUGACAUGUUCACUCCCAUCUUGUUGGACUGUGGUUCAUAGAGAGAUGUGAGUGGAUGGAUGCAAAAUGGUGGCCAUGGAUAGUUGCUGAAUGUGAUUCUCUCUCCUACCCCAUUGCAUUUGCAUUCAUAGCAUGUGAAUGGUGUGCUUGAUCACUGCAUGUAUCUCUACUAUAUUAUUGAGACAUUGCCUUAGGAUAAUGUAUGGUUUUGUUCAACAUCCCAUACUCAUUCAUUGCCCAUAUGUUUUACAGUUGGUGCAACCAGUUGAACUUGAAAGCAGUUAUAUCUCUGUCCCUAGAUUGUCCACAUCAAGGCAGCCUUCCCUGAUGGCACUUGCAGAACAUGGCAUUGAUGCAGGUCAAGGAUGGGUGCACUACAAAGGAGGAUUUGCAGCAGGAUCUGACAGUGAUUGUCAGAAAAUAUCAGACAUCAGGCAUCCAAGAAAUUGUUAAUGCAUGCAUUGCAGAAGCCUUCCAGCAGCAUGGUGAAAGUGUGGAUGAUUUAUGCUCCAUGCUUGUGGGUAUAGCACAGG